UUAUUUUUAGAGCUGCACUGUAGAGAAUGUAGCAUUCAUCAGGUAACUGUCAAACGGACCAAUCACCCGUUGUGCUCUCAGUGGCUCGCGCUGCGGACAUCAUGAUCUCACGAAGAAUCCAGUUUCAAUGUUGUAUUUACAUAGCUAUGAUACUCCACAAAAAUGACGUAUACGCAGAAGAAACUAAAACCUACAGAAUAACAGACAAGGUUUUUACAUGCAGUGGAUGGCUUUCAUUGUUGAUAAACAAAGUUUGCGAUAACGUUUACAAAAUUGUGAAGAGAGACACAUCACUUUUAAUGGAAAAAUUAACUCCAAAAAGUGUACAAGAACAAAAAACAAAGCAGCGGAAGCUUGCCAAAGAGCGAUGGCGGCGCGUGCGCAGACAAGUUGCGAGCGAAUGCUGCGAUAGACCCUGUACCGUGGGAAACAUCAUCAUGUACUGUCCAGAAGACGCCAAGUUACUGAGAGAGAACCCGGAUUUGUUCGAUGACUAGUUACCUGAAUGAACUAAUAGAGUAUUAUUAUUUAUAGAAAAUAAA
Achroia grisella is the source of this 542-nucleotide messenger RNA. Its product is annotated as bombyxin A-3 homolog. The record is from RefSeq and is a predicted model, not a curated record. Gene Ontology annotation, molecular function: hormone activity. The transcript has 3 exons. The coding region runs from base 102 to 497 and encodes 131 amino acids. Gene Ontology annotation, cellular component: extracellular region. Lineage: Eukaryota; Metazoa; Arthropoda; Insecta; Lepidoptera; Pyralidae.